Molecule: messenger RNA, 920 nt
Organism: Clupea harengus (Atlantic herring)
Lineage: Eukaryota; Metazoa; Chordata; Actinopteri; Clupeiformes; Clupeidae
Gene: bloc1s3
Product: biogenesis of lysosomal organelles complex 1 subunit 3
Cellular component (GO): BLOC-1 complex
Source: RefSeq, a predicted model, not a curated record
AUGUACAACAGGAAGUUUAUUUCCCAUUCACAUGACUCCUGUUAACUGAAGUUGUGAUUCAACCUCUCUCAAAAGGACUGCAUGAUGGCAAGCAACAAAUUCAAGAUCGUGGUGCAAGGAGAAGCAUCUGAAACUGAUUCUGAUGACGAGGUUUACAUUACGUCCCUGACUCCAGUACACCCAUCUGCCUCAGGUCUCAAAGUUCCCGGGGAAGCAUCGGAGACGGACAGCGAAGGGGAAGUUGAGAAAGCCUGCAAGGUCGCGUAUGCUGUCAGCUCUGAAAAUGUGCAAUCUUUGCGCUCGGAGUUACCUCCACUUAUUGUGGUGAGAUCCACGCCUGAUUUCGCACCAGUCCCGGAGAAGGAAUCCUUGAUGAGGCUGGAAUUGAGCGGCCAAGAGAGCUCUCUCCUCCAACAGAAGCUCCAAGAAAGCAACGGACGCCUUUGCACCGAUGUGUCACAGACUUUUCGACAGGUUUACCAGAACGCUACUAAGGACGUACGGCUGGCCACUGCAAGCCUCAACACCUCCCAAAGCGGCAUAAUUAAUGCUUCUCACAGCAUCCGUCUCAUUCUGGAGGAUCUCAAGUCUGUCUCUGAAAAGAUUGAAAUUAUUACGAGUUGUAAUCUUCUUCCUGAUAUCACAAUACCAGCAUCUGUGCCAGGACAAUAGUGUUCAAUGCAUUUCCUUUACAGUUUUUUUUUACCCGAUUAACUGCCCUUUACUGGACCGCGAAAUGAAUGGCAGACAAUUCUAAGUAAUGGGAUGCACAAGUGAGCUAAAUGCCAUUGAUCUGAUUGUCUUGCUGUCUAUAAUUCACACAGAUAUCUUGAAUGGACAGUGCUGGUUAUGCAUAGGAGGCAGACCCUACUGUCUAUGCUGGGUUGAUCUUUAUUUAUGUGAUCAGAGGCAUAUAUACA